AUGGACGAGAUGGACAGCGCCGACGUGCUGGCGGCGCAGUUUGCGGACCGGCUGUCGGAGCAAGGGAAGCACAGUGCAGGUGGCCAGAGAGGAGGCAGCAGCAGGCGUCGAGGCGGUGGCAACGGACGAGGAAAGCGAGAAGGCGGCAGCAGCAGCAGCCGGGCGGUGGAUGUGAGCCGGGCGCUGUCGAAGCUGCUGCGCCACCAGGCGACGAGUGCGGGGAUCGUGCUAGACGGCGAGGGCUAUGCAGCGCUGGACCAGGUGCUAGCCUGGGGGCCGCUGCGAUCGAUGGGCGUGACGGCGGCCGAGGUGCGCGACGUGGUGGCGAGCAACGAGAAGCAGCGAUUCGGGAUGAAGCGGGUGGAUGGAGACGGGAUCGAUGAGGUGGAGGCCGACAUCGCGAACCCGUCUGCCUGGCGCAUCCGGGCGAACCAGGGCCACAGCCUUCCGCUGGCCAGCGACGGUGGCCUGCUGCAGGCGAUCGUCGACGUGGCGUCGGCACCGGCGAUCGUGUGUCAUGGCACCUUUGUGGCCGCAUGGCCGCAGAUCGAGGCGUCGGGCGGCCUGCGGCCGAUGGGCCGGAACCACGUGCAUUGUGGGAGUUGUGAGGGCGGUGAGGGGGAGGCCGACAUGGACGCAGACGCAGACGCGGACUUGGACACCGCCAGACUGGCCCGCACCAUUCCUGGCCUGCGCAAAAACGCCGACCUGCUCGUCUUCCUCGAUGUCCGUCGUGCCCUCUGCGAAGAUCCCUCGAUCCGCUGGUGGCGCUCCGACAACGGCGUCGUGCUGACCGAGGGCAAUGCCGACGGCGUCGUGCCCGCUCGCUUCUUCCGCCGCGUCGUCACCACGGCCGCACCCACGCUCGUCCUCUGGCGCGACGGCCACCGGACGUCCGAGCUGCCGGCGGCACUGCUGGCACGCGCGCGGAUGCCGGGCAACAUGCGGGGGGCGGCCGUCCGAGCACGAGCCAAAGACGGCAGCAACAAUACCGGACAGCAGACAGACAGAGGGCGGACAGAAGGGCAGAAGACUGAUGGAGAACAGACAGACGGACAGACAGAAUAA
This is a messenger RNA of Grosmannia clavigera kw1407, 1068 nucleotides long. Its product is annotated as tRNA splicing 2 phosphotransferase 1. Bases 1 to 1068 code for a protein of 355 amino acids. Lineage: Eukaryota; Fungi; Ascomycota; Sordariomycetes; Ophiostomatales; Ophiostomataceae. Gene Ontology annotation, biological process: tRNA splicing, via endonucleolytic cleavage and ligation. Gene Ontology annotation, molecular function: tRNA 2'-phosphotransferase activity. The record is from RefSeq and is a predicted model, not a curated record. The transcript has a single exon.